UGGUUAUUAAAUACAGUUGUGAGCAAACAACGUUUCACUCUGCUGCGACUGAGUGAGUGCGUGUGAGUGCCGACGCAGAAUUUGGUUCGCUUCAAAAUAAUAUUCUGUGUACUGUUUUUUCUUUUUUAUAAGAAAGUAAUGAUGCUGCGCUCCGUGCUCGCCAAUAAAUUUUUCCAGAUUUCUCGGCUCUCGCUCCGGUUUCCAGCGAGCCAGUACUCGGCUGCAGCGUCUGCAAUACCUGCGCCAAACACUCAGCCUGAAGUUCACUUCAACAAGAUCUUCAUCAACAACGAGUGGCACGAUGCAGUGAGCAAAAAAACCUUCCCUACAGUCAACCCCUCCACGGCAGAGGUGAUCUGCCAGGUGGCAGAGGGAGACAAGGCGGAUGUAGAUAAAGCAGUAAAGGCUGCAAAGGAGGCCUUUAGAUUGGGAUCGCCAUGGAGACGGAUGGACGCCUCCCACCGUGGACUGCUGUUGAACCGAUUGGCAGACCUGAUCGAGAGAGACUCCGCCUACCUGGCUACUCUGGAGACCCUGGACAAUGGCAAACCGUAUUCAGUUUCCUACAGCGUCGACCUACCGCUGGUUGUGAAGUGCUUAAGGUACUACGCUGGCUGGGCUGACAAGAAUCAUGGAAAGACCAUUCCCAUCGAUGGAGACUAUUUUUGCUACACUCGCCACGAGCCAGUGGGCGUGUGCGGCCAGAUCAUUCCAUGGAACUUCCCAUUGCUGAUGCAAGCAUGGAAGCUUGGGCCGGCUCUGGCCACAGGCAACACCGUGGUGAUGAAGGUGGCUGAACAGACGCCUCUGACCGCUCUGUACGUGGCCAGCCUCAUCAAAGAGGCAGGGUUCCCUGAGGGGGUUGUGAACAUUAUUCCGGGGUACGGCCACACAGCUGGUGCUGCCAUUUCCUCCCACAUGGACAUCGACAAGGUGGCCUUCACCGGGUCCACAGAGGUUGGUCAGCUGAUCCUGCAGGCAGCAAGCAGGAAUCUGAAGAAGGUGACCCUGGAGCUGGGGGGGAAGAGCCCCAACAUCAUCCUGUCAGACGCAGACUUGGAAGAUGCUGUGGAGCAGGCCCACUUUGCUCUCUUCUUCAACCAGGGCCAGUGUUGCUGUGCUGGCUCUCGCACCUAUGUGCAGGAGGACGUCUACAACGAGUUUGUGGAGCGCAGCGUGGAGAGAGCCAAGAAGAGGAUCGUGGGGGACCCAUUCAGCCUGCAGACAGAGCAGGGGCCGCAGGUGGAUGAGGACCAGUUCAAGAAGGUCCUGGGCUACAUCAGUGCUGGGAAGCGUGACGGGGCCAAGUUGAUGUGUGGCGGUGGAGUGGCGGCAGAUCGAGGAUACUUCAUCCAGCCCACCAUCUUCGGAGAGGUCAAAGACAACAUGACCAUCGCCAGGGAGGAGAUCUUCGGACCGGUGAUGCAGAUCCUGAAGUUUAAGACGCUGGAGGAGGUGAUUGAACGAGGCAACGACACACAGUACGGGCUGGCUGCUGCCGUAUUCACGAGAGACAUUGACAAGGCACACUACAUCUCUGCAGCACUGCGCGCUGGCACUGUCUGGAUAAAUUGUUACGAUGUGUUUGGUGCCCAAGCUCCAUUUGGUGGAUAUAAGGCUUCUGGGAAUGGACGAGAGCUUGGAGAAUAUUCCCUGGAGAACUACACUGAAGUGAAAACAGUGACUAUUAAAGUCCCCCAGAAGAACUCCUAAACCAGUUGGAUCUUAAAAGAAGAGAUUCUGUGUGAAGAAACUGUGCUUUCGUCUUUGCGUCAUCAUUUUAGGUUUUCUGUUCAGGGAUUUUCAAAUGUUGGAGGGCCAUGAAGAAAGUUCUGAUGGUUUAACACCUUUGUGGUUCACAUCAGUUACUGUAUGUUGCAUUUUUUUUUUUUCCCCCAAAACUUUUUCAGUGCUGCUUAAAUAACUUCUAAUAAUAUUAACCAGAUUCCAAAGUAUGAAUAUACUUUAAUAUAAAAAGAACACUUGCAUGCUUUACAUAUUUCUAAGCAAACUUUAGCUUCAGGAGGAUUUCUCCUAGAUUAUGUUUUUUCAAUUUAAACAGUGAUAUCAAAGCAUAUACCAAAGCUGUGAAGUGCAUCUUGCUUUUGUCCACUUUGAUAUAUAGAUAUAUAUUAGGGGUGCAACAAUUAAUCGAUGUAUCUGUCCUAAAAUUUCCCAAGCUUCGAUUACAUAUUGAUGAAUCAAUGCAUCAAAUUAGAACCCAGUUUGAAGUCUCUUAAUGCCAGUUUGCAUUAAAACCUUGAGUGUGUGAGAAUGCACGUCUUUUAAUUAUAGUACGGUAGAUUAGCGUGUUGCUAGGAUACACACUUUAGGCCUCUACAUUCGAUGUGGACAAUCCACAUCUGAAGUAGGCCUGUUGUUUUCUUGAUUUAAAAAUGAAGGCAAUACUUUUUUUUUUUUAAAUAUUAAAUCUGCUGAUUAU
Messenger RNA from Polyodon spathula (Mississippi paddlefish), 2443 nucleotides. RefSeq names its product aldehyde dehydrogenase, mitochondrial-like. Gene Ontology annotation, molecular function: aldehyde dehydrogenase (NAD+) activity. The transcript is spliced from 13 exons. The record is from RefSeq and is a predicted model, not a curated record. Lineage: Eukaryota; Metazoa; Chordata; Actinopteri; Acipenseriformes; Polyodontidae. Bases 139 to 1713 code for a protein of 524 amino acids.